This is a messenger RNA of Ochlerotatus camptorhynchus, 3189 nucleotides long. RefSeq lists its product as uncharacterized. Bases 856 to 2706 code for a protein of 616 amino acids. The transcript is spliced from 7 exons. The record is from RefSeq and is a predicted model, not a curated record. Lineage: Eukaryota; Metazoa; Arthropoda; Insecta; Diptera; Culicidae.
AGCCUAGACGUCCGCGACCGCUCGCUCUUUAUAGUUCAUCAUAAAGUCACACUCACUCAAAGUCAGUUGAGCAUUUUGAUUCGACUCGCACGGACGCGCGAAUACCGCGGCCAUCCGUUGAUCGCGUUUCGGCAGCCCUCGAGAUCAUUUGCCAACGGUCAUCUCCUACACACGACGGUGUAAUUGCCCAAACGAAAUGCAACAGUUAUUGCCAUCAAAUGCAGCAUAAUGUACACCAAGUGUCGAACUCAGUGAUGAACUGUGCGGGUUGAGGUGUACGCUGCGUAAAUUGUGAGCUGCACGUGGUUUUCAUUUCCGCGCGUGGUAUCAAUUGCCGCUUUUUGUUUUAUGAAGUGUUUAUUUUCGUGAAAAAGCGUGCCAAUUGGUUGUCGACCAACAGAGGCAGAGGCGAAACACAUGUUCUUACUUGAUGAGAUCAAUCAAGCUUAAUUAACAGCACAACUGCAGCAUCGUCUGUAUCGCUCUCCACAAGAAUAAUAUAGGGCUGUCACACAGUGACGAUGAGGACUGGCACACGCGAACUAAUAGUAACGGAUUGCAGAAGUACAGACAAGGAGAGCAGAAGUUUCUAAGUUGACCCAGGUGGUUUAAAACACCAGAAGAUAUAUUUCUGCGCCACGGUAGUGAGCGGUUUUAAGUUCCUAAGUUCAACCGGUUGGGUGUUGUGAAUUUUGAGCAAAUCAGAUAAGCUGAUGUGAUUAAUACAGCUUAAUUUACUGGCUAUGGUUACGCAUGAAGUGUGAAUGCAUGUGAUGUAAAGUAAACAAAAAAUUAGAAGCAACAGUAAUACGCAAAUAAGUGAUAAGUGGGUGUCGCCAGUCGAGAACUUGUGGAAUGGAAGGGUGUCGGUUUGAAGAUGUUCAAUCGUCAAGUGAAUUUUGUUCGUACCGGGAACCGGCCCGGUUGCAGUCACAGCUGUUCUGUUCGGGUGAUUUGCAGCACCAAGGGGACGACGGGAACAAUCAAAAUGCCAUACAGUUUGCCAUAACCGCUAGCAGCAUGAUGCAGCAGAACGAAACGGUGUUCAGUCACUGUAUCGCUGCGGCAGCGGGGACCUCCACCGAAAGUGGCACCGAGGUUGACCAGCUCAUCAUGAAGAAUGCCGAUUGUGAGAUGAAUAUGACCGCCAAACCGGAUGGAUUCGCAGUCAUGGUGGAAUCGCCCAACACCCGGGUCCGCGUGGCUCUGAGCGUACUUAUCCGGCUGCUGUUACCACUGACACACGGCCUAGCCCGGGGAUGGAACGGACUGCGCGGUUUCCGCCUACUGCAACUGCUGCGAAAGAUACGCGAAAGUCGUGGCCUACUGACGACGCUUUUCGCUUUUGCCGCCAACACCGUGUCGAUGAGCCUGUCCUCGGUUCAAGUUGCUCACCGGAUUGAUCCUCUGUUACGGGUGAUCAAGCUACGCAAGGAUCCAUCCAGGAAUGCUAUUGAACCGGGCAAACAGCCGUUGGCUGCCGGAGGAAAGCUUAGGCAUCACACAAAGGCAAGUUUGCGGGAAAUUCCGGAGAAAUGCGUCGAGUUGGUUGUGCUGGCAGAACCUCCUGCAGGAGUACCAAUCCGCGCGGAUAUCGUUCUGAUUCAUGGUCUGCAUGGAUCGCUGGUCAACACGUGGAAGCAAGGAUUGUGGAACAGCGAAGGCAAAUUGGAGCACUUCGAGAGGCCUCCGAAGCUUCCAAUACGGCCACCAAAGCGACAGCGCCAUUCCCGAGCGAAUCUUUUCGCUCCACCUCACGAAAAUAAGAAACCAAAGUUUGAAGACGAUUCAACCGAAUGGAGCGAUGAGGAGGACCAGUACGAUGAAUCGCGUUCGACAUCGUAUAGAUUUGCAAAGCGGAAGUUUACCUACGAGUGUGGUGAACCGGAGCAGGUCCACUUUGCGGACGACAUGGAGUAUAGUUUUCCAACAUUUAGGUUACGCAUGGAAGAUGAAGAAGGUAAUAAGAUUGCUCAAGGGUACACGGAAAAUAGACACCAUGGCAAGCGGAAAAUGAAGGUGAAAAAGGACGAAUCAUGGUCACCCUGCUGGCCAGGUGAUUGGUUGCCACUGGAUUGUCCAGGAGUACGGGUAAUAGCGAUUAACUAUACGACGGAUCCAUACCUGUGGCGGCCGGUCUGGAUCACCAAGAGAAACCGAUCUUGCCUAGUGGACCGAGCACGCGAGAUGGCCGAUAUGCUCAUAGCCAAGAGGGUGGGCAGAGGGCACCCGAUCGUGUGGGUUGGCCAUUCGAAGGGUGGCAUUUUCAUCAAGCAGAUCAUCGUAGACGCUUGGGAAACUGGUCGACCGGCGGCUGAACCACUUUGGCGAUCGUCGCGUGGGACGUUCUUCUAUUCGGUGCCGCACAGGGGAUCUCCGCUGGCGGAUUUCAAUCUACCCCUGAUAAGGCAAUCGGUCGAGCUAACCGAGAUACAGAAAAACUGUGCCAGCAUCCUGGAAUUGCACCGUCGCUUUGUAGCGCUUUACCAGGGUGGUCACCUCAAGAUCGAUGUGUUCAGCUUCGUCGAAACGGCAAUGACACUCAUGUCGGUUUUAUACCUUCGUAUUGUUGGAAUCGACUCGGCCGAUCCCGGCAUCGGUGAUGUGUGCGGCGUACACCUUGACCAUCGGGAAAUCUGCAAACCUCGCAGCCGUAACUGCAUUCUCUACACCGAGCUGGUCAAGAUGAUCAACAAGGUGAGCUGAAGACAACCUCCACCGACGAACCAACCGACCGACCGUGCGUGAUUAUAUUUGUUCUAGAAUAUUUUCUUGUUGAAACGUUUAAAAAAAGGAAAAUUAUAAUUACGUUAUGCCAAAAUAAGCGAUUUCCUACGGCACUAAAAACCAUGCACGUUUAGGGUACAUACUUAUGCAGUUACCACCACAGACAGUGAAACUUAAAAAAAAAGCAAUACAGUUGACUUUAAUAGACCCUCGGGGAGACCAGUGUACAAUCGGUACCUGAACAGUACCAUCGAAGUUGUUGUGAACAAAUCUGCAAGUGGAAUAAUUAUUAAGUUUUGGUUAGGUUUUCAAUAAAUGCGUAGCCCGAUUUUUAAUUCUAUUAAACCACGAUUCGUAGGUAGUCAUUAUAGACAGUUUGUAGGGUAAAAGCAUCGUUGCGACCGUGUAAGCCAUGUGAUAAAUAGAGAUUAGCAAUAUAAUAAUAAACCACUGUACUGUCGA